Trachemys scripta elegans is the source of this 2031-nucleotide messenger RNA. Its product is annotated as inositol polyphosphate 1-phosphatase-like. The transcript has 6 exons. Gene Ontology annotation, molecular function: inositol-1,4-bisphosphate 1-phosphatase activity. Gene Ontology annotation, biological process: phosphatidylinositol phosphate biosynthetic process. Bases 585 to 1715 code for a protein of 376 amino acids. The record is from RefSeq and is a predicted model, not a curated record. NCBI's taxonomy places the organism in Eukaryota, Metazoa, Chordata, Testudines, Emydidae.
GCAGUUUGCCAAGGAACAAUGAGAUCAGGGAGCCUGACCAUAAUCUGGGCUCCCAGCACCUGCUCUGGGCCAGGCGGUGCGGUCAGAUCAGGCAGUUUAACCUGUGCUGGGCCAGCAGGAUCAGACUUUCCAACAUCAGCAAUGCAGCCCCAGCCCUCCAUGUCCCCUCCUAGCUCUCCGCAGCACGCACUGCCUGGGUCCGGGGAGCCAAGCGAUCCAAUCUUUGGAGCCCUGCCAGGGGAAUUCUCUCUCUCAAAGGGCAGGCAGCUGAAAUCCCCUCUCCCAUCCCCCCGAAACAAAACCACUGGGAAGAAAAGGCCAGUGGUCCAGGGUAUCUUUCCUUUUUACCAGGCCGCUUUGUUCUUCGGAUCUUCUCUCACUCCGUACAAAAUCUCCUGUGAGCACUCCAACUCCAGACCAUUGUUUUGAUUUUUUGUUUUUAACUUAAACACAUAGAAAGCUUCCACUGCUUGUAAACGGUUGAAGAGUCGCUGUCCUGCCGUCUCAGCGUUAACCAUUUCGCUCCCAGGCCGCCCGGGGACCGGCUAGUCCUCCAAGAACCAAGGCCUGACCCCCGCUCCACCAUGGCAGCCCUGCUGAAGAGCCUGGUGGGGGCGUCGGAGAAGUCGGCCCGCAUCGCCCAGCUGUGCCGCCAGGAGGAGGCGCUCUUCCAGCUGCUCAUCGAGGAGAAGACGGGCACCGACAAGAACAAGAAGUUUGUGCAGGAUUUCAAAACGCUGGCGGACGUGCUCAUCCAGGAGGUCAUAAAGCACGACGUGGGCAAGGAGUUCCCAGAGCUGCGCGGCCACAUCGGCGGGGAGGAGUCCAACCAGUUUGAGAACAGCCUGGGAGAGACCCUGGUGGUGCGGGUGUGUGCGACCCAGCAGGACACGGCCUCGCUGCUCUUUACAAUCCUGGACCGGAACCAGCCGGCGGCCGAGCUGCUGGCAGCCGCCAUCCACCAGGAGGUGGCGCUGCAGGACCCGGCGCUGGACGCAGUGGCACUGGCAAUCCCCCCGGAGAGACUGGCCAUCUGGAUCGACCCCAUCGACUCCACCAAUCAGUACAUCCGCGGCCAGGCCCGUGUGGCGCCCAUCGAUGGCAUCUGCCCGUCCGGGCUGUGCUCGGCGCUGGUGCUCAUUGGGGCGUACGACCGCAGCUCGGGGGACCCGGUCCUGGGGGUCAUCAACGAGCCGUUCUUCCGGGAGGACCCCCUCACCCACAGGUGGCAGGGUGUGUAUCACUGGGGCAUCUCGUACCAGGGCACCAGCCUGGCCUCGCUGCACCGGCCCCCGCUACGCCCCGAGCCCUGCGUCGUCCUGAGCAGCAGCGAGACGCCGGCGAUCCAGCGGGCACUGAGGCCGCUGUACGGGGAGCGGCUGCGCUUCGCCUCGGGCGCCGGCUACAAGAUGCUAUGUGUGAUCCUGGGGCUGGCCGAGGCCUAUGUCCUCUCGGAGGGCAGCACCUUCAAGUGGGACUCGUGUGCCCCCCAUGCCAUCCUGCGGGCUCUGGGCGGAGGGAUGGUGGACCUGGAGGCUGCCCUGCAGGCCUGGCGCGCUGGCCAGCGGGGGGCGCUGCCAGAGCUGACCUACAACCAGCCUGCGGCGGGCGCCGUGGGGGCCGAGCGCUGGGCCAACCGGGGCGGCCUGGUGGCCUUCAUGCACCGAGAACACCUGGAGGUGGUGCUGGCCACUCUGACCACUGCUGCCCUGUGACCCGCAGGGGACUGCCCUGCCGGGGGGAGGGCCUGGCUCCGCCUGUGGGGGUGGGGGCAGUCUGGCCCCAAGGGCGCGAAGGGGUGAGGUUGGCAGCACCAUUCGGAGGGGGGGCAGGGGGCUGCAGGCAGCCACUGCUCCUGGCAGGUGUCGCAGACCUUACGCAUGGGGCAAAGGCCCCAGAGAGGUGCCACCUCCCCUCCCCUCCGGAGCCUUCCAGCCCCACCCCCCUCUGCUAGUGCUGCGGGCGCCCGCUUGUGCCAGUCUCCGCCACAGGAGGUGUUGCCUGGUCCCCAUUAAACAGUGCGUUUCUGUU